Molecule: messenger RNA, 783 nt
Organism: Alnus glutinosa
Lineage: Eukaryota; Viridiplantae; Streptophyta; Magnoliopsida; Fagales; Betulaceae
Product: late embryogenesis abundant protein 14-like
Exons: 2
Coding region: 22-783 (253 amino acids)
Source: RefSeq, a predicted model, not a curated record
CGCACAGACAAUAUUACAACCAUGGCAGCCAUGUCCAUGACAAGAAACGCCAUCUUCAACCUCUCAAAGGCCUUCCCUAACACCCCUUCACUCUCUCUCAGAUCCUCCAGCAAAGUCUCAAGGGUCUGCUUCACCUACGCCUCAAAAUAUUCAGAGGGCCGAAAUGCCUCUGAAGGAAUGAGAGACGACUCGAGGCACGUCCACAGGGACGUGCCGGUGACAGAGCCGGGGGACGGGGAUGUGACCGACGAAGCAAAAGAACGGACUAAGGAAAUGAAAGAGAAGGCAAAAGAGUAUGCUCAUGAUACCAAGGAGAAGACGAAGGAAGGAACAUAUAGAGCGGCAGACACGGCUGAGAGUGCAAAGGAGAAAGCAAAAGAGUACGCUUACAACGCCAAGGAGAAAACCAAAGACACGGCGAGGUCGGCGGCGGAGAAAGCGGAAGAUGUGAAGGAGAGGGCGAAAGAGAAUGUGCAUGGUGUGAAGGAGAAGACGGAAGACGUGGCCGGGUCAGUGGCUGAUAAGGCGAAGGAGGGGACGCACGAGGCAUCGGAGACGGCGCAGAAUAUAGGAGAGAAAGCCAAGCAGACGGUGAAGGAUGCGUGGGGCGCAGCCAAGGAGACGACGCAGAAGAUCAAGGAGACUGUGGUUGGGAAGUAUGGAGAUGACCAUCAUGGUGAUGAUGAUUAUGAUGAUGAUGAUGAUGCUGGGGGGAAGACCAUGGAUGAGGAUGUUGUGGAGUUGAGGAGGCGUGCUGGAAAUCCUAAUAAGAAAACGUAUUAA